Messenger RNA from Esox lucius (northern pike), 3729 nucleotides. RefSeq names its product solute carrier family 4 member 1 adaptor protein (gene slc4a1ap). Gene Ontology annotation, molecular function: mRNA binding; protein binding. The record is from RefSeq and is a predicted model, not a curated record. Bases 180 to 2669 code for a protein of 829 amino acids. Lineage: Eukaryota; Metazoa; Chordata; Actinopteri; Esociformes; Esocidae. The transcript is spliced from 14 exons.
AUGGAAAUAUAGACAUUAAUUUCGUUAAACAUGGUUCCGCUUUAGUGGCACUUUAUGUUCGGAUAUUUAAUCACGUUUGCCUAAAAUCACAUAAACUAUCUAUCCAAAGCUUUUGGCGGUACCAUGUCAUAUAGAAUUGUGUUGCCGUACGUCCGAUUUGAAAGCAGAACCAAAUAAACAUGGCGGACUCUUCAAUCUCGUAUGAAAGUGAACAAGAUAUUCUCGAAGAAAUUGAUACACCUGUGAAAAUGGAAGAGCUUGUAGGUAAUGAAAAUGGUUCUGAAUGUGUUAAGAAAACAGACGUCACUAGCAAUACUAAAGAAACCGAGGACACUUUCAAAAAACCGACUCUUUUUGCUGCGCCUUCGUUCACUAGUAAACGAGGUCCUGUUGCGAGCAGCGCUACAAGAAAGCCUACACAGGAAGCAAAUAUCGACGAAGAACAACCAAAAGCACCUGCUUUGGAUACUAGCGAAACGUCUGCAGAUGAAUAUGCGGCUCAACCCAAGGCAUCCACCCCUUCUACUUCAGAAAACGUCAACACUACUCCGGGUCCAGAGGAAGAUGAACAAUGCGGCAAAGAUAAGACUAUUAUUAUUAUUAGCAGUGGUGGUGAUGGUGCACCCGCUAAGACCAAGCUACAAGACGUCAAACCACCACCAAGAUUUCUUGUCAAAGGACCACCUCCUGGCAAAUUUAAGCCCCACCCUCCUGUGCCAUACUCCGAACCCCCCUGGGCAGGACUGUCAGAUAUUCCCUAUUCCUUAGAAAUUCUUAAAAAUGGUACUAUUGUUGAUACAGUCCCACUCACCCAACAAAGUUAUUUUGUAGUGGGACGUUUACCUGUGUGCGACGUGUCCCUGGAACACCCCUCAAUCUCCAGGUAUCAUGCUGUCAUUCAGUACCGCGGGCUAGCAGGUGACGAUGAGGCUGUUGGAGAGGCAAGAGGGUUCUACAUACAUGACUUGGGCAGCACACAUGGUACCUUCGUCAACAAGAACAAGAUACCACCAAAGACCUAUAUCAGAUUGCGGGUUGGGCACGUCCUCAAAUUUGGGGGAAGCACUAGACUUUUCAUCUUGCAGGGUCCAGAGUUUGACGAAGAGGCGGAGUCGGAGCUUACGGUCACUGAGCUGAGGGAGCGAACUAGGAAGCAGCGGGAGGAGUUGGAGAGGAGAAUGAUGGGAGAGGGGUCAGAUGAGGAGGACGAGGAAGAGGGGAAAGAAGAGAGUGGUGUUAAAGGAACAAGUUCCAAUGAUGAUUCAGGCUGUUCCUGGGGAAUUGCCGAUGAGGUGGCCCCGGAGGAGGAUGACAACGAGGAGAACCCUUUCUCCACAGAAUUCCAGGAGGACCAGGAGGCUGCUUACCUGAAGGACCCAAAGAAGGCACUGCAGGGCUUUUAUGAUCGAGAAGGGGAAGAGCUUGAGUUUGAGUAUGAAGACAAAAGCCACGGGACCUGGCUAUGCAGAAUAAAGCUUCCAGUGGACGAUGCUUCGGGAAAGCAGCUGGUUGCUGAGGUGACCCACACUGGAAAGAAGAAAGAUGCAGCCAUCCAGUGUUGCCUGGAGGCAUGCCGCAUUCUGGAGGCUCGGGGCUUGCUCAGGCAGGAGGCAGUUUCCCGCAAGCGCAAGAAGAAGAACUGGGAGGACGAAGAUUUCUACGACAGCGAUGACGACAACUUCCUGGACCGGACCGGUGCUGUGGAGAAGAAGAGGCAGGAGCGCAUGAAGAGGGCCGGGAAGAUCCAGCAGCGCCCUGACACAUACGAGUCGCUGGUGGCUAAACUAUCAGGGGUUGAGAAGGACUUGGCAGAGACAGAGAAGAAGCUCAGUGUGGCAGGGAGAGAUGGCUCUCACUCGUCCUCCGACGACCCCUUGGAUGUCUUCAUGGUCGCGGUGCGCACUGAGGCGGCGCUGGAUGCCGUGGAGCGCCGGAAGCUGCACGUGCAUGCCGCCGACCUGCGCAAGGAGGCCCAGAGGCUGCAGCGGCUGGUGGAGCUCACGCGGCCAGCCCAGAUGCCUUCCCUGCAGACAGGGUCUGGAAGUGGCUCGUCUGAAGUGGACAGGCCUAAGAAGCGCUCCCUGCCACUGUUUGGUGCAAUGAAGGGAGGCGCCAAGUUCAAACUCAGAACCGGGACAAUAGGGAAGUUGCCUCCGAAGCGAGCCAACCUGCCUGACGAACUCUUCAACAUGAAAGGAGAGGAGGAGGAGGAGGAAGAAGAGGAGGAUGACAAGAGGAGUGAAGACGUGACUGUGGCCGACAUGCAGGCUGAGGAGCCCCAGCAGUCCAAUGACAGUACGGAUUCCCCAGAGGGCUUCGGUACAGGAAGCGGGCUGGAGCAUCCACCUUUGUCUAAAUCCCCCAGAGGGCAACAGUUGUCCCAGAAAAACAGAGAUGUAGAGGAAUCUGAUGAAGCCUUGGAAGAUGCACCACUUGGACGUUUAAAGCCCCUGCCAGAUACAGAUUUUAAAGAGGGACACGAGGAAGAGAUGGUGGCCAAACCCAGUCCCAAGAAAUUCUUAAAAAAGAGAAUCAUUGGCCCCACCAGACCUCCAGCCACCCUGUCUGGACAGUACCCAGAGAAUGACCCUGACUAUUGUGUCUGGCUGCCCCCAACAGGUCAGUCUGGGGAUGGCCGCACCCACCUAAAUGACAAGUAUGGCUACUGAACAGAAGGCACACCUGCAUAACCCUUCUGUCCCCUUAACUCACCUGCAGACCCAGCCUCCGUCCUCCUUCUACACAUCUUUUACCAGAUUUGAAUUCACUGGUUACAAAAAAGUGUAACAGUCACAUUGUGGAGUCUGAAAAAGACAAAAAAUGGAAAAACAAAAAUUGAAAACAUGGAUAUUUGGGUGGUAUUGGGUUUGUAGUUGCCCAGUGGUGCCCAUUGGGUUAUUUUUCUUUGAUCACCAUGAAAUUGCCAGAACUAAGUAAAUUUUUUACACUAUGUAAAGGUGUGAAUAAGGAGGGUUCUCAUUUAGAUAUCAAUCCUCGGAUACUGCCCCUGAGCCUAAAGUGAUUGGCUCACCACAUGUACUUAACAAAGAUAGGCUGCACUUAUACGUGGUCCCUAAAGGGAAUUGGCAUUGGCCCUAUCGUAUGUCAAAUGUCCAUGGAACACGUACAGCAUUUAGCUCAUCCGAGGUCAGCUUUGUUACUUUUGACUGCUCUCACGCAGCUGAAGCCCACCUGACGUCCGAACAGCACGGGCUUCCUGCUGGGCUUCGCUCUGCCGAUUUCUGGCGCAACCCUCUUUCAAAGGAGAGUGAGCGCGGGAGAGAGCAUUGAAGCAGCUUUGCAGGCCAUCUGGACACUUGUGUGGCAUUAAUGAAUAAAAUGCAAGCUGAUAAUGAGUGAAGUCAACGGUUGUGUGUCUGUCUCUGUGUGUGUGUCCUCCCCCUCCAAAGUCUCUUUCUAACCAGAUCUUCAUUAUGAGUGAGUGAGUCAGCUUCUGGAAGGCGGGUGUAUGUGAAACAGGGUUGUGUGUGUGUGUGUGUGUAUGGCGAGCUGCCUGGAGCAGGAUUACACUGCCUCAGAAAUCCCACAUAGCAUUUAUGUUGUUGUGCUCUUCAUCCUUUCCCUCUCCCUUUGUCCUUCCUCUGCCUAGUUACCAUAUCCUAUCCUUUUCAACUGAGGCUUUGCUGUUAGAAAGUCAUGCCUUUUCAACAGUCAUGUAUAUUGUGAAACUUUUUAUAUGUAUUAAAGUUGUUCUUGAAGUACUCAGGC